This is a messenger RNA of Haliotis rufescens (red abalone), 879 nucleotides long. RefSeq lists its product as uncharacterized. Gene Ontology annotation, molecular function: starch binding. Bases 1 to 879 code for a protein of 292 amino acids. NCBI's taxonomy places the organism in Eukaryota, Metazoa, Mollusca, Gastropoda, Lepetellida, Haliotidae. The record is from RefSeq and is a predicted model, not a curated record. The transcript has 3 exons.
AUGCCAGGCCAGACUGUACAGGUCGUGUUUCAGGUCUACGGCCUGCCCCCUGGUGUGAAGGCCGCGAUGAGAGCGGAUAGCCGGGUUAAACUCGGAGUUCUGGGUUCAAUCACCGAACUUGGUUCAUCGAACAUCCCUCAGACGCUGACUGCCGGGCCGUCGGAGACAGAGCAGAACGUGACAAAUCUGAACUUCUUCAACGGCACUAUGGUCCGAUGGGGUCUUAAACACUCUCAGUUCAUCUCCCGCACAUGCCGAGCAGACAUUCGCACUCGAUACCAGUGUCAGCCAGGAGAGGUGUUGGCUGUGGCAGGUUCUGAGGCCCGUCUCGGGUCCUGGGAGCCAAAGAACGCCAUCCGCGCCAGAGAGAAGCCGUAUAAGUCCGGGUGCUGGAUUGCUCACACUGUUCUGGACUGUUCUGUCAACUACCACUGGAAGUGGGUGGUUCUGGACGCGGAGACUGGAGCCGUCAGACGCUGGGAGGAGCGCCGGAACCGUCAUCCGAAGACUAACUGUGAGCGGCUGGUGGUGGACGCCAGGUGGAACUGCGAGUCCCUCAUCCAACACCGUGUCCCUGUUUCCAUGUACAGAGACGUCGACAUGACCAAAGUGAACAUCGCCAACUACAGCCAGAUGACCUGCAAUGCGCCUCAGGAUGUAGCAACCAAAUGGAUCGCAAAUGCUAAUGUCGAAAACAAGUAUUUUGCAGUUACCGAGAUGGAAGAAGCAGCCAUGGCCAACCCGGCUCCAGUAUUACCUUCAUCCCACGAAACAAAGAAAACAACAUGGCGCUCACUGUCCCGCCAACUUCCGGCGCUGGUGCCCUUCUUGUGGUUUGUGAUGAUUGGGGCAACUGAGUGGGCUGCCCACAUGAUAUAG